This is a messenger RNA of Nothobranchius furzeri (turquoise killifish), 6667 nucleotides long. NCBI's taxonomy places the organism in Eukaryota, Metazoa, Chordata, Actinopteri, Cyprinodontiformes, Nothobranchiidae. The record is from RefSeq and is a predicted model, not a curated record.
ACCAGCUUUACGACUGAUUAAUUUUUCCUUCAUUCCACAAAGCAAGCACAGUUGAUGAAGAUAUAUUUGGGGGACAUAAAAGUGCGACAAGAAAGACGAAACAUGAACUGUGGCACCCAAAUUCGACCACAGGAAGUCAUUCUUACAUCACGCUCCUUUAACUAAUACAACAAAAACGCCAUUACCCGUGACUAGGGUUGAGCAUCGAUAGGAACCGGGACCAACUGUUAGUUUUUCCCGGAAUCGUUCAACAGCUUUUAUUUCGAGUCCUAGAAUGCCGACCGGAAGAGGAAUCCGCGGCCGAUCUCCGUGGAAAAAAAAAAAAAACGUGAUCUGCAAAUUGUGAUCAUCGCUUUUCAGAGCUGAUCACACCAGCUGUCUGUGCGCAGCACCGAGUCCCCCCUCCCUCCACCCAGAUAUAAACAAAUGCGUCUGCCGACCUUUUACUCCGUAAUGUAAACUUACUCCUGCAGCGUAGAGAAAACUCGUUAAAAAACGUCAACAUGGUGGAUUUAAUGGAAGCUUUAAAGAACAAACUCUGGACGGUGUGAGGUGAGUUUGUCUCACUGCAGAAAUAAAAACACACACGGAGCGUCAGCAGUCAGACGCAGCCGCUCACCAACACUCUGUGUGUGUGUGUAUGUGUGUGUGUGUGUGUGAGCGUCAGAAGGCUGAACAAUAACCUGUAGAAUAAUUAAAGCCAUCAUGCUAGAGCAGCUUCUCUGUGGUGGACCACACCAGCUUCUGCCACGAUAAAUAAUAAUAAUAAUAAUAAAUCACACACAAAGUUGUAAACAUUUUAAUUUCCUUUCUGAACUAUUUCUGUUGAGUUUUAAUGUUUAAACCUGUUAGAUUGUUACUGACAGCAGCUACGUUUCUGUUCUGACUGAAGCUGCUGCAGCAUGGAGGUGUAGUUCUCAGUCAUCCUGGACAUGAUCAUCCUGAGAGUUUUAGCUGAAAACAGCUGGACGUUUCUGGAUAUGUUGGAGACAUUUAGCCUCUCAUCCCAGAGGCAUCUUCCAGACUUUGGUUGUGGUCAGAAACAAACACACUGGUUGGGCUGCAAGUCUUUUUCCUUUUUUCUCCAAAACAUGUUUUUGUCUAAAUGAAGGUGAUGUUGUUGUUCAUAGAAUUAAAAAUUCAUGUUAAAGUUGAGAUUAUUUCCUCAAGUAGGACCUGUGGUUAGCUGGCUCAUGUAAAGCAUGUCAUGCCUUGAAAGAAUCGAGAAUCAAUAAGAACCGGAAUCGAAACGAGGAAUUGGAAUUGGAAUCGUUCAUAAUCAAACGAUGCCCAGCCCUACCCGUGACGCUUCUGUGGCCGAGGUAAAAAGAACAGAAAGUAAACAACAGGCCUUUUUGAUAGAUACUGCUGUCUUCCUCCUUGUUUGUUAUUACGUGAACUGCCAAAAUCACACGUGAUCUUGCAGUUCUCCUGUGAGUUUGUGAUCUUGCGUUAGAAUAGAAUAGACUUUAUUGAUCUCACAUUGGGGAAAUUACAGCAGCACCAACACUUAAGAGAAUAAUUUGAAGGACAUUUACAGCUGUGUGGAGCGCUUUUGCUGCAGAUGCUCGUCUGAAAUGCUUCGGACGGGCAGAGACGCGCUGGGAAAAUGUGUCCAUUACAUUACGUGCGGUCAAAAGCUCGGGGUAACUUGACAAAAAUGUCUUGAAUAUUCUCAAGUCUUUUUAAGUGGGCGACUUCCUAUUUUUUAGUCUACUUUUUAUUUUAUUUUUUAAACAAAAACACUCACAAAUUUAGUUUCAUGCUGAUCAUAUUAGAUCAGGAGGUGUCUUCGGUCUGGUCCAAGAUGGUUUACAUGCCUUAAUGUGCUCUAAGCAACCAAAUCUGAACCCUCGAACCAUCCUGAGUUAGUUCAAAAGGUUCUUUAUUAUUAUUAUUAUUAUUAUGGUUAUUAUUAGGGUCGUCACGAUACUAAAAUUUCAAACUCGAUUCGAUACUUGAAUAAAUACUCGAUUUCGAUACUAUUUAAAAACACCAAUUUAUUGAACAAGUUUAUUCAUAAAAUAACAUUCCUCAAUUCAUAUUGCAAAAAUUAAAUGUUAAGAAUUAAGUGUAUAAAGUGCUUAAACCUGUCAAGUAUCGGCAUUUUUUUAAAACGUGCAUACAAAAACUGGCGAAAGUUAACACUUUAAAUCAUGAAUUGUCUCACUGUAUAUACAUUAUUUGCAGAGUGAUGUUUUGCUGCUUAAACUCUGUUUAAGUUGCAUUUUUGUCAUAAGAUGUAAUGCCAUAUGUUUUGUUCUGUACUUUUGAGCAACUCUGUUGGUCAAUAAAGGGAGAAAACGAAUUUUUCCACAGUAGGACAAAGGUACAUCUAAUCUUAAUAAAAACAGAUUGGCGCACGGCAGUGACAUCAUUAAAAAAUGGGAAAUUGCAAUGUAGCCAUGCGGCGUCUUCUUCUUCUGUUUGUCCGGGAGGCGAAGGCUGCUUUACGGCAUCUGGCUGUCGUGCGUGUCGGUGUACUUGAAGAAGGCUGUGUAUAAUAGUCCAUAAUAUCGAUACCACAGGGAUGGAAUAUCUAAUUUAGAUACCACUUUUAGUAUCGAUUUAUAUCUAGUAGGGCUGGGGGUAAACGAUUAUUUUUAAAACGAUUAUUCUGACGAUUAUUUUAUCGAAUAGUCGACUAUUCUAAUGACUAUUUAGAAAAUUAAUCUAAUGAUUAUUUUUCUAUUGCACAAUUAACAAAAACCAGAAAAUCUCAAAUAAAUUCCUCAAAAAAAUUGAUAAAUUCUUACUGUAAGAGAAUAAACACUACAGGCCUUCCAUUUUGUAUAACACUGCGUUUAUUGUGUUGCGGUUGGUUAUGUUCUGGUGACGUGUAGAACUUGGGAGUGCAGGCUGCUGCCUGAGAGGUGGUAGAAGAUGGAGUGUCUCCAUGCUGCUUUGUUUUGGUCACUUAUGUGCCUGAGGCGAGUGGUCUUACGGGUUAAACCAAACUCAGGUGAUAUUUUACACUAAACCGAAAACCCACAACACUCUAAAUGUAAUAAAAGGGAGAUCUACACCACAAAAAAGAUGAACUCUAAACCAAAACAUAACAGCUUAUCCAAACGCAAGAAGCUGUUAGCGAAGAUGCUAACAGUAGCUUUACCAACGUUAAGUUCAAGUUACCAAGUUUAAAUAAACCAAAAACACCCAGCAGCAAACAGACCAGCACGGAGGAGAGACUGCUACCACCAAAACAGCUCUCCUCAUGUCUGAAAGAAGCUCCUUAAUGAAGGGAGAAGCGCUCCCGGUGAUUUUCUACAUCUGCGAUAGACACGAAGCAGCGCAUCUGACCCCGGAAGUUGUUGCCCGUUGCCGGGAGACGAAGGCGGGCAAAACAGGAAAAUAAUCUAGUAGUGGACGGACGUUGUUCCGGGUCUUCGGUAUUUGGCGGAGAUGUUAGUGAAGGCGGAGAAGAGGGCGAACUAGAGGAAAAACAGGCAGAUUCUUCCUCUAUUUACAAAUUCCUGGGGAUGCAACAAGUGGGCGCGGUGCGUCGACUUCCGGAUCUGACGUCGACAAAUUUUUAGAAUCGAGCCGUCGACUUCGUCGAGGCUUCGCUACAGCCCUAAUAUCUAGCAACAUAUAAUAAAUUUAUCCAGGGCCAGUGGAGUCCUGGAGGACGAAGCCGAACAAAUUGGAGUCUCACAGGAUGCAGUCUCACACAUCGAAGUCCACGUGGGACAUCCGUCUCUGCAGAUUAGUAAUGAACUUGACAAUGUUUCAGAGGCCAAGUGGCAGUCGUCGGACCAGCCCAGAAUCCUUUACCAGUGUGGGGAUUGCGACGAACUGUUCAAGAGUCUUGAUAUGUGGCAGCUUCACCGUAAAGAAGGGACAUGCCUCCAGGCGGCGGCUGAGAGCAAGGUAAUGCCAGAUUCACUCGAUGAGCCUGAAACCGCAGAUGAAAGCUUGGCGAUGUCUUUAAAUCCAGAUGAUUCUGCUUUGGUCGAGCCGAUAAGUGGCAGCAAUCUCGUACCUGAGCUGAUGGAAACCCCUCUAAACGCACCAGAAAAGGAGGUUUCACAGAUGUUUCCACCUCCCGGCCCAGACUGUCCUGAAGCUGAAGUGGCAGCUUCAACGUCUUUUUUAGAAGAUUCGUCUCCAAGAAGGAGAGGAGUAAACAAAAAGCCUAAACCUGAAGCGGUGCUGCUGUGUGUGGACUGCGGCUUGUGUUUCGGGAUGGUUUCUGAGCUCGUCACCCACCGCAAGACUCAACACGGCUUUGAGGAAGCCCUGCACCGCUGCACCGUGUGUGGAGAAAGCUUCUUGAAUACCACACUCUUCCUCUAUCACCGCAAACAACAUCGACAGAAAGGCGAGGAAACGGUGGUGAUGGUUUCUGAGGUAUAUAGCCAGAAAAACCGAAACGACACGCAGCCUUCACCCGGCGCCAUGACCUCCACCUUUACACAACCCGAGCUGUACUUCUGCACUCUCUGUGGGACGGACUUCAGCGACGACAGAGCGCUGGCUGCACACCGUAAACAGAAGCACAACCUGGAUAAACACCUCCACUGUUGUUCCUACUGCGGCGAGACCUUCAUGAACACCACUCAGUACCUAUACCAUUGGCGCCAUCACCGCUUCACGACCAGGACAGAGGUGACGGAUGGGGCGGCGACUGUGGAUGCAGUAACUACCAGUGAGUGCGAAGAUGCAACAAAAACCGCAAAAGGGCUGCUGUCUCCCUCUGCUGGUGAAUUUGUGUCCUCCAUUCCUAAAAGAGGCAAGCCAGCUUUCAGGAUCGUGAGCGCCAACCCCCUGGAAGGAAACAAAAGUUCAGGCUCUAAAGAUGAAUCGGAGGGUGGCACUUCAGCCGAUCCGGACAACCUCAACCACCCCCCGCCUGCCAAGCUGCUGCAGGACUGGGCCCGGACACCACUCCCCCACGUUUGCCCCUAUUGUGGCAAAACCUUCACCCGACGGGUCUUCCUCCGCACGCACGUCUUCAGCCACACCGGAGAAAAACUCUUCACAUGCAAGGUGUGCUCAAAGUCGUUCACCAACUCCCAGAGUCUGCUGCGACACAGCAUGAACCACACAGGCACCAGGCCCUUCUGCUGUGACGUUUGUGGUAAAAGCUUCUCCCAGGCCGCCACUCUGAAACGACAUCAACGCAUUCACACGUCCACGGAGCCGCCGCGCAAGAGGGGACGCAAACCGGUGUACAAUCUGGACAUUGAAGGAGCUGCUCAUGUCUACUCGUGUCCCAGCUGUCCUUCACGAUUCAGCAACGAGGAGCAGCUCAACCAUCACAAAUUGCUGCACACCAGUCACCCGUUCCCCUGUCCAGAGUGUGGAGAACCCUUCAAACGGAGGAAAGACCUGGACCUGCAUUCCCUCGUGCAUCAAGACAAGCAGCCAGCCACAUGUCCCAACUGUUCGUCUCAGUUCAUUAACCAGUCGGUGCUGGAGAUCCACAUGCAGCGCUGUCCCGUUGCAGAGGAAGAGAGGAACGUCGGCCGUGGACGGGGACAGGGCCGUGGACGUUCCACUGGACAGGUCGAGUGUGACCUUUGUGGUCACCGCUGCAUGACCCAGGAGGGCCUGGACCUCCACCGGUUGUCCCACACGGGCCAGACGCCUCUCAAAUGCCCAGUGAGGCCCUGCCGCCGCCGAUUUACCUGCAACAGCACCCUGGAGGAACACGUGCUGGCUCACUUCCAAGGGACGCUCUCCAAGUCCAAAAGCCGGCCCCGCUUCCGCUGUAAGGUCUGCCUGAAGGAGUUUGCCUACAAUUCCACCUUCCUUGUCCACAUGAGGACACAUACCGAUGAGAGGCCCUUUGAGUGCUCCACAUGUGGGAAGCGUUUCCGCCAGCUGCCCCACCUGCAGGACCAUGAGCGGAUCCACUCUGGUCUGCGACCUUUCUGCUGCUGGAUCUGUGGGAAGAGCUUCAGCGUUGCCGCCCGGCUCACCGAGCACGCGCGCACCCACAGCGGUGAGAAGCCCUACCCGUGUCCUCACUGCGCCGCCGCCUUUCGUUCCCGCCCCAACCUGGAUAAACACAUGCGGAUGCACAGGGACAUUCCUCCAGAAACCAUCGAGCAGGUGGCCCAGGCCGCUGAGGAGGCCCACGUGCAGAAGGUGCUGGAGGGGGCCAAGGUACUGUCUUCUCUGGCCGCCUCAGAGGAGAUGGAUUCCGGCACCGUGCAGACCAUCUACGUACUGCAGGAAGGCGAUGCCGGCACGGAGACGGUGAUGAUCCCGUCGGAUCAUCUCAGCAGCUUGGAGGGGACCUCGCAGGUCGUCAUCCUGCCCUCCUCAGUCCUGGGAGCUCAGGGCAUAGGCGUGCCCACCAUCUCCAUCGAGGACAACGAAAUCACCAUGGUGGAAACGAGUCAGUCACCACAACACGCCAUCGAGUUCAUCGUAGAGGAGACGGUGUGAAGGUGCUCCAGUAACAACACUAACUCUAGCACUGGAUCAGAAGGACUACCUUUUAGUUUCCUUCAUCCUUUCAUCAAUUUUGCAGCAAUGCCAAAAAAACUACCUAAAGUUUUACGUGCUAAAAAAAACUUUAGGUUUUUAUUUAGUUGAUGUAUUAAAAUGAGAUACUAAUAAAGUUGGCCCUUGGGUAUUUACCAGUGUUUGUGCAGCCCCCGUUUGUGUGGGAAACACUCGGGUCGGCUUUCCAGAUAAUAAAACGCUUCGGCUCUCA